Messenger RNA from Phanerochaete carnosa HHB-10118-sp, 3253 nucleotides. RefSeq lists its product as uncharacterized. Gene Ontology annotation, biological process: establishment of mitochondrion localization; phospholipid transport; mitochondrial outer membrane translocase complex assembly. Gene Ontology annotation, cellular component: SAM complex; ERMES complex. The transcript has 5 exons. Bases 68 to 1405 code for a protein of 445 amino acids. The record is from RefSeq and is a predicted model, not a curated record. NCBI's taxonomy places the organism in Eukaryota, Fungi, Basidiomycota, Agaricomycetes, Polyporales, Phanerochaetaceae.
GCUGCCGACGGCCUCUAUGUACCCUCCGCGUUCUGUUAGUUCUCGAAUCUGAACUCCUGCGUAAACUAUGCACCCGUUUGCUACCUACGUAAUCCGGAGCUACUACAAAGCUAUUGGCUGGAGUGAAGACGACUUCUAUGCUCACAUAACGCGUUCAUCCAAUGCUAUACUGGACUUUGAUGUCCCGUCCGGACUAAAGUUCGCGAUCUCCAAGUCGCCCAAUCCAUCGUUCAAAACCUCAUAUUCCAUGAGUGCUUUGCCAUCAUUGCACGGUUCAAUAGGGUACAUCUUCACGUCAUGCAACUUGGAUAUCAGGGGCUCGGGCAAUGUGCGAGUGAAGGAUAUGGUGGAUCGCUUCAGGGUGUAUGACCAGCCACGGAGGCCCGAGGGCAAGCCGGAAGAGUGGCUAGCGGGCGAACGUGUGGACACGCGUGAUUACCUGUUGUACGGAAGGAUUUAUGUCCCGACGGGCCGUCUGGAAGCCAUCUAUUCAACACAAGUUACCCCUACGCUCCAGGCUCUUGUCGCAGCUAUCUCGGAUCCACGGCAUAGUCUGUAUAGUGGUGAACGGCACCGCAGCGGGGCUUCUCCGAGCAACGUUCUGGUCAAGCUCCAGCACUCGACCGGUCGUUGGUGUACAGAGUAUUCGUGGAGUGCGGAGGACCAGAUGUGGGGUGUGCAGUGUAUGCAUAAUUUCGGCAAGCUAGGGACUUCGACUUCGCAUGACACUCCAGAUGAUGCCUCGAAAGAGAAGCCGAAGAGAGUAGACGAGGAGGACGCUAUGGAAGGUGGGCUUAAAGGCCGUAUCUCAGCAGGGGCUGAGUUCUACUUGAGCACCAAGGAGAAAAGUGCUGGAGUGUCUGCCGGAAUUCGAUUUACGACUUUACCGGACGCAACUCCGCCGUCUGCACAGGUUCCGCAGCCUCCGAAUGGCGCGACAGCUCCGCCGGGUCCUCCUUCCCAGCCACCUACCACUAUAACUGCUGUGUUUAACCCAAUGCUUGGACACGUAUCUGGGGCCUAUGCUGCUCGUGUAUCGCGAGACCUUUCACUUUGUUCUCGCUUUGACUUCAAUGUCUAUAGUUACGAGAGCGAAUGGUCUCUAGGUGCCGAGUGGUGGACGCGUCGGCAUAAGCCAAAGAGCGAGUCGCCUGUAGUGCCGGACCUUUCGUCUCCAACUUUGCCCCUCGUCGUGACACCUGUGCAGCCGCCACCUCCUCCCCAAAAUGACGAUAUUCAAGGAGUGGUCAAAGCUCGCGCGUCAACAACCACUGACGUCUCGCUGAUGUGGGAAGGACGGAUUCGUAAUUUACUGGUUAGCUUAGGAAUAACCUCAAACUUGUCCAGCCGCGCGAAACCGAUAAAAGCAGUUGGGCUCGAGAUAUCGUAUUUCGGUUCAGAAUAAACAGUGUAUAUAUUGCCCACAGAGCUCGGCUUGGUUCAAAGAGGCGAGAUUCAAGCUUGUUAUUUUUGCUACAGCGAUCCGAGCGAAUAACCCAUCAUUACAUGUGUACCGAUUUACAUAUUACCACGCUAUACACUCGCCCGCAAAAAUGGCCGUGACGGAUAUUACAGUGGAGGGGGCCGGAUGGGUAUCAAUAUAUCAAGCACAGUAGGUAACCAACACGAGUCCGAGUUCAAAGCAGGAAACAGAGAGGAGAUUUGGCGAAUAAGAUACAAGCGAUAGAUGUCGCGUGCGUAGAGAUCGCACCCUUCAGUCGGACUUGACAGCCGCAGCGGCUUCCUUCUCCCUGCGGGGCAGCGGUGAACCUCCAAGCGUCCUAGCAAGCCUGGAGAUCGCAUCGACGGAGAUGACGGGACGCGUCGUGUGUGCGCGCGUGUGAGCGUGGACGGUCCCGGGCCCGGCGGGCGGGGUGGAAUGGUUGCGUCCGUGUGUGAAUACAUCCCCUCGGCGCGGGCGAUCGCUGUCCGAGUGGUGCUCUAAAUUGAAUCGCCCGACGGUGUGCGCACGAUUGUGCGACGGGUUGAACCCACCUCGGGGAGGACGGGGCCCAAGGUACUGAGGCGCAGAUGCCGAAGGUGUUAUAGCGUGGAUCGAUGCAUUCAAGCUGCGAUCGGAAGGCGAUGGAGAAGAGUCCUUCGACGGGAAGUCUGAGAGACUUGAGCGGGGUAGUGCGUGUCUUGGCGAAGAGACGCCUUCGUUGCGCACAGAUCCAAUAUACCCCUUCUGUGGAGAUGGCGUCCUCGAGGGCUUCGAAGAUCCACUAACUGAUCGCGACGCUGUAGAGGCUGGAGCUACGCUGCUACCAACAUUGGUGUCCUUCGCAUCAGUAUCCGAACGUGAUGUGCUUGUCGGAAUAUUAGGAUUGACGGCACUAGGAGGGACCGUUUCUCGGGGUGUCUCGUCCCCUGCACGUCCAUCUUUCGCAUCCUCAUGAACCUCGUGCAGCUUAAUGGAGGGCGUAGGUAUGUCGACGUCGUUUAAAGUGGGUAAAGGCUUGAGUGUGUCCUGGAGAAUUGGGGAAAUGACACUAGCAGCGCUCUCUUCAGAGACGCUCGUUGUAUCUGCAGAGACGGCAGUCGGGUGGACACCCCAAUCAUCCAAGUCGGGAAGGCUAUCAUCAUCGUCGCCAGCCCAGUCGAUGUGGCUCCCAGGAGUAUGAGGUCGAUCCAUCGCCACCGCACGGACACGUUCCACAAGAGCAUCAAUAUCAUGCUUGAUAUCGAACGGUGUUGCUACAUGUUUGGGUGGUAGGGGAGCGAGGUGAGGGGGGAGGUCCUUGGGUGGCGGCACAGCCUUCUCUUUGAGGAUACCGUUUUCGGGGGACAAUGAAGGCUUCCUUUGUACAGAAGGAGGUAUGACAGUGGAUGGCUGAGAAGCCUUGCUAUUGCCACGUUUCCGACGUGACGGCGUGCGGGGUGACACGGAGGGCGAGGAAGAGGGGUUGGAUGCGGACGUUACGGAGGCAUCCACAUUCAGACUCGGUCCCCUGCGCUGUCCUUUCGGCUCCGACCCUCGGCGGGCAGGCUUGGAUGCACUAGAUCCUUUGGACGGAGGAGCACCUUGGGUUUGAUCUGCAGGAGCAGUAGAUGAUGGUUGGACAGGGGAUUUGGGAAGAUCGGAGGAAGGCUUCUCCUGCGCUUGGUUCGCGUUUGCACCAGAUUUACUGGAUGCGACCUCAGGUUUGGACGGUGUCGUGCCUUUGCCGUUGGCGGGCCUUCCUCCCCUUCCACGACCACCUCUACCUCUCGGGCCUCCUCUGCCUGUGCCGCGAGAUGCGGCACCGGGCUC